Messenger RNA from Knipowitschia caucasica, 231 nucleotides. NCBI's taxonomy places the organism in Eukaryota, Metazoa, Chordata, Actinopteri, Gobiiformes, Gobiidae. The record is from the annotation of a GenBank genome assembly.
AUGUUAGAUGAGACAUCAAAGCUGACUGUUGAGCGAUCCGGUGACACCUUGAGUGUGGCAAAGAAGACUUUGUGGUCCCGCAGCGGUCCAGCUCCAGCGUUCUCAAAAAGAAUGGGAGGGAGAAUAAAGGGCAGAGAGAGCCCAGAAUUCAAGGGAGGGGUGGUUGAAGAGGAUGGGAACAGCUGUGACUGGGUGGCGGACUCAGCCACCCGCGACACAGCGAGGAAAUGA